This is a messenger RNA of Zingiber officinale, 1013 nucleotides long. RefSeq lists its product as uncharacterized. Bases 280 to 954 code for a protein of 224 amino acids. The transcript has 2 exons. Lineage: Eukaryota; Viridiplantae; Streptophyta; Magnoliopsida; Zingiberales; Zingiberaceae. The record is from RefSeq and is a predicted model, not a curated record.
ACCGAGUUUGGCCUGCUCAGUUCCUUAACCUCCUUCCUUUUGUGUUUCUCUAUAAACUGUCUUCUUUUCUUCUUCCCCUUUCUCUCUCGCCGAUCGCCAUCGGGACCGACCAACAAUCCUUACCGAGGGUUGGAUCUCCGCCGUUCCUCCAGCUCAGGACUCUCCCUGCCUCCGAUUUGCUGCCGGUCACGGAAUCUGCGAUCAAAGAGGCGCCUUUGAGAGGAUUAAACGAGGAGGAAGCAGCGAGAAGAGGAAUAGGCGGCGGAAGGAGUUUCAAAGAUGCCGCCUUUGGUGCUUCCCACCGUCGACUUAAAGGAUCGCGUGGGCAGCUUGCAGGGCUACUUCCAUGGAGAGGCAGCGGGGUCGGCGGUGGUGGUGCGGAAGAGGGGCAAGCUCUCUUUAACUAGGAUGGCGGCAGGGGAGGAGGAAGCGAGUUCCUCUAUCUGCUCCGCUUCCUCUUCCUUCUCUGCUUUAGCGCACGGCGAGGAGGAGGAGGAGGACGAAGAGGCGGAGAGCGAGCGAAAAGAUGGGGGUUUGAUGUCCUUGGAUUCGCUGGAAGACGCGAUUCCCGUCAAGCGAGGACUGUCCAAUUUCUUCUCGGGGAAGUCCAAGUCCUUCGCCAUCCUCGCCGACAUCGCCGGCGCCUGCUCCAGGGACGUGGCCAAGCCGGAGAACCCAUUCAACAAACGCAGGCGUCUGCUGCUGAUGAGAAAGACGCGGCGGACCUCCUACAUUUCGUUCCUCCGCCCGCCAUUGCCACCGCUCCUGUCGCCUGCGCGCGCCGUGGAGGAGGGCGACGAGGAGGGGGAGGAAGACGAGCAGCGGCACCACCGCCAGGAAGGGGGCGCCUUGGGGCCGUUUCCUCACCUUGGCAGCGGCGGCGGCCUCGUCGGAAAGCGGCCAUUUCGAUCGCCGAGGUGCUUUUCCCUCUCCGAUCUCCAACACCACGCUUAGUGUUUCUUCUUUUACCCCAAAAUAAUAUAAAUCGAUCUCUUUAUUAUAAAGAUCUGAAA